This is a messenger RNA of Penicillium subrubescens, 1965 nucleotides long. RefSeq lists its product as uncharacterized. Bases 1 to 1965 code for a protein of 654 amino acids. Gene Ontology annotation, molecular function: histone deacetylase binding. Lineage: Eukaryota; Fungi; Ascomycota; Eurotiomycetes; Eurotiales; Aspergillaceae. Gene Ontology annotation, cellular component: Sin3-type complex. Gene Ontology annotation, biological process: negative regulation of transcription by RNA polymerase II. The record is from RefSeq and is a predicted model, not a curated record. The transcript is spliced from 5 exons.
AUGAUCAAUGGCGAGCGAAAUCCCUUUUUGGAUGACCCUCUCAUGGAUGACGGACGGUCGAGUAGCUUGAGCGAGAUCGAUGACGUGUCCGACGACGAGCCAUCGGACUUUGAGGACUCGCCCAAGCCCGAGAAGCAGCUGGAAAAUGACUCGGAGGCUGAAACAGAGCGCAUCGAAGACUCUCCGCACAACAUUCGAAAGCGUGACAUCGUACUGAGUGCCGGUGGCACUGGCAGCGCUGGCCCAAGUCCCAGCAAGCUUCACCAGUCUACCACACUUGACGAUGUCGACGAUGACGAGCACCUAGUGGAAGACUCGCCCAGUAAACCGCGGCGACCGUCCAACAACAACGCAAUCGAUGACGAGAAUGCCGAUCUCGACGAUUUGGAGCUUCCCGAUAGUGUCGGAAAGAAGCGCAAGCGCGUUGAAGCCGGCGACGAGACUGGAACCGAGCUUGGCGAAGACGAGCCGCUCAAGAAACGUCGGAGCUCUAUUAAGAGCGAUCUGAGCGAUCCAAACGACGACGAUACCCCUCUUUCACCGGAGCCGAUGAUGGAUGAGGAGCAGGUCCCCAUGAUGGACGAUGAGCUCCCUGUCGACGACAUUGCUGAAUCAGAACUUCCCGCUUUGCCAUCCAAGGGCAAGAGGGGCAAAAAGGCUGAAGAGCCAACGGAACCCGUCGAUGAAGUCGAUGAUGCUGAGGCUACUGCUCGGGUGGAAGAAGAGUCUGCGAAAAAGAUGUCUGCCAUGGAAUCAUUGGCGACGUUGGAGAAAGAGUUCGCGACGUUGCGAGACAAAAUUUAUGAUGAACGGAUCACAAAACUCAAUCGCGAGUUGGAAAUGCUGACUGGGCCAAACCCGACGCAUCCCGAGUACCUGCGUCAGAUUGAAUGUGUGCAACGUUACCGAGACGCCAAAAUCAAAUACGAGCAUACCUUGUACAAGUACCGCUUAAAGGCCUUGUUGAAUAAGAGCUUGGCCGAGCGUUCGCAAAGUCACAGCACAUUCUUCCAGCGCGUUCGGGACGUGCGUGAGCGACAUUCGAGUGCGAUCAGCAAGCAAUUCUAUGCGAUCCAACAUGAUCGUUUCAAGACGGAUGAGCUGAGCCCGCACCACAUUGUGCCAUUCCCGACCCGCCGUUCGCAGCAGAUCGCACACCAGACCGCCUACAAUCACGAGGUUUCAAUCAUGGCUGGAGUCGCCAAGUAUGUUGGUUUCCCGGCCGCGCCAACUUUAUUGGGUGCACGUCCGUCUGAACUGGAAGAUGACUUGGAGAAGAUGGGGAUCUCCAUUGAGACCCGAGUAUCGGUUCCACGACAUUCACAUUCAUCUGCAAUGCCCCCUCGUGGAACCAUGUCAGCUAUGUCAUCAAGCAUUUUCCGCACAGCCGCCGAGGAAGCUUUCCUAGAGCAAACGCCGUGGGCCAAUCCUCAACAUCCCAUCCAUCAACAACAGCCACAACACCAAUAUUCUCAACAUCAUCGGCCCCCGGCGUCCUCGUUCGCUACACCAGCAGCUCAAAAGCGGGUAGUUGAUAUCAACGCACCCAAUGGAUCUGCGUCCACUAUUCCCGAGAACAUGUCGGCGGCCAACUCAUCCGCCAACAACACCCCCUACGGCACGGAGCAAGACCCACGGCACCCCGGUCAAGGACCAUUUCGCAAUCCAGACUACGACACCGAGCACAGAUCUGGAUUCCGAUCUCAGAGUUCUUCUCCACUAGACGUACGAAAAGCCCAACCACACCCCAGCCAUCUCCUCGAACGCCGCUCCCCUGGACCCGACGCCUCCCGCAAUUCCCUAUUCUCUCCACCUCCCGCUCGGGCUGGCUUGUUCCAACCCUCCACCUCAAAACCGAGUGCCUCGCCAUCUCUCCAUUCUAAGCAGGUCGACACGAUACAUUAUCACCCACACCACCCCGAGAUUUCUACAGAACCUGGCUCAAGUCACAUGCCUGCGCGGUAG